CGCUCACGUUUACGUAAAAGCAAGCGCUCCGGUUUCCCUGGCGGAGAAGAUGGCGGCUCCUGGACCGGGGGAGUAUUUCAGUGUCGGGAGCCAUGUCUCUUGUCUUACCUGCUUAGGUCAACGUUUACAAGGAGAGGUCGUAGCUUUUGACUACCAAUCCAAGAUGUUGACUUUGAAAUGUGCUGCCUCCAGCGGUAAGCCAAACGUCAGCGACGUGGUCCUGAUUAACCUAGCCUAUGUGUCAGAAGUGGACAUCAUUAAUGACCGUACUGAAACUCCUCCACCGCUAGCAUCUCUCAAUAUAAGCAAGCUCGCCAGUCGGGCCCGGGCGGAGAAGGAGGACAAGCUCUCCCAGGCCUAUGCAAUCAGUGCAGGAGUCUCCCAGGAAGGCCAGCAGUUAUUCCACACUAUUCACAAAACCAUCAAAGACUGCAAGUGGCAGGAGAAGAACAUUAUAGUGAUGGAUGACGUGGUCAUCUCGCCUCCCUACCAGGUGGACAACUGCAAAGGCAAAGAUGGGAGUGCUUUAAGUCAUAUACGCAAAAUAGUGGAGAAACACUUCCGGGACACCGAGGGCCAGAAGCCGGUGCCACGCUCACAAGCACAGCAAACACAGAAGGACUCCUCUUCUUUAUCAUCUUGAAAAGGGAGGGAGGUGUGUGUUUUGGGGUGUGUGUCUGCGCGUGUAUGGGUACGCGUGUGUGUGUGUGUGUGUGUGUGUGUGUGUGUGUGUGUGGGAGAGGGAGGGAGAGAGAGACAGAGAGAGUGUAUGUGUAUGUGUGCGUGAGAGCAUGUCGGCCUGGCCUUUGAUGGCGAGAUGAGCCGCAGGGAGAGGGGAGCGCCGGGCGAGCCGACGAUCCGUAACCCCUGCCAGUUGACCUCCGACCUCCAGGCACCCGCCUCCCCACCGUCAGCGCCAGAUCAAGUCAGCGGUGGGGAUGGGGGAUCACCCAGGCUGGGAGGUCUGGAAGAUUUAAAAAAUAAACAAACAAACAAAUAAAUAGAAAAAUAAAUAAAUAAACAUUGUAAAAAAAACAAAACAAAAAAAAAGACAAACACGAGAGACAGAAAGAGAGGAAAUUAGACUCCGUGAAAAAUCGUUUAAAAACAGAACCAACAGACCCCAGACUAACUCUGUCCUCCCUCCCCUCAUCCUCCCUUCUCAUGCCAGCAAUUGUUUGGUUAUUUUGUUUGUCAGUUAUUUGCCCCUUCCUUUCUUCCUUCAGUCACCCUCUUUCCCUCUCUCCUUCCUUUCUUCCUUCGACACUCUUUCCCUCCCUCUUUUCUUCCUUCAGUCACUCUUUCCCUCCUUCCUUUCUUCCUUCAGUCACUCUCUUUCCCUCCUUUCUUUCUUCGGCACUCUCUUUCCCUCCCUCCUUCGCCAUGAAUUCCAUUUUGUCUGAAAAAAAAAACAAGUGCAGUCAGAAAAGCUUGUUAGCUUUAUUUUUCUUUUCUUUUCUUUUUUUUCUGUACGUUCUCCAAGUGUCUGUAUUUUCUGUAUUUUAAAAAAACGAGAAGUGACUUGAGAUGCCACACUUUAAAAAAAAAAGGACAUUUUCUAAAAUAAAAAUAACAAAACCUC
Molecule: messenger RNA, 1582 nt
Organism: Clupea harengus (Atlantic herring)
Lineage: Eukaryota; Metazoa; Chordata; Actinopteri; Clupeiformes; Clupeidae
Gene: lsm12b
Product: LSM12 homolog b
Molecular function (GO): RNA binding
Source: RefSeq, a predicted model, not a curated record